UUUUUGGCGCGACUCAUUGUUUUGGAUAAAAAAAUCUUGAAAAAUUACCAUCUUACUUGGUUCUGAUGGCCCUAUAUUUAAGCAUCAUGUGAAAAUGUAUUGAUUAGUCUUCGGUUUACCGUAAUUUGUUUUCAUAUAGAUCAUCCAGAAGUGAUCGAAUUUGGUCCACAAAAAGAGACAGAUGUAAAGAAAAUAGUGUCCGCAAAAUGAAUGGUGAGGUGCCAAAUGUUCCGAUCACCACCUUGGCAGGGAUAACAAGUCUCACAGACUUGUUACCAGAAUUACCCUUGCCAACCCCUUUGCAAAAUGCCUUGAACAACAAGAGUCUACUGUACAGCUCAAAGCUUUCGGAGAAAUCCAGAAAGCUACUAGAUGAUGCUGAUGAUGGGCUUGUUGAGCAAAUUUCUGAUUUGCUGCGACAAACAUCAACAGAUAAUAUUGAGCUGAAAGACAACCUUGGUGGAGCACCUGUGGAUGGGGAAAUGUCUGAGCUGCUCCGAGCCAUCUUAGCAAAUGAUCCAGAGGUCUUCUCUGGUGGUGCAGGUUCAAGCCAUGGAAACCACUAUCAGUCGAAUUCACCAAGGGUUGCUGGAUCCGGGAUUCAGAAAUCUCCAAGCUUGCCACAUCAGUUACCUGGAUCUUCCAGUAUGAAUGGAGAUUAUGAUCGACGGAAGUCCAGAGUGUCCAUGAGUUCCCCAGCACAGGCUACAGCAGCAGAAACAGCAGUAAGACAGGCUGGUAGCCGUCACUCAGAGGCAGCUAUUUUGGAUGAUUUUGAAGAUGAUACACCAGUAUCCAGGUCUAGAGAAAGACAGAGAUCCCGCGAUGAAUCCAGAUCAGAUCUAAAGAAGCCAGUUGUGUUGUUAGAACCAUUGGACCCAAAAGUAAAUUUGUUUGACUCGUUAGUGAAAAAAGACGAAGUUUUCAACUCCUGUAAGCAGCUCAGUAUUUCCCUGAAACCUCUGGAUGAAAGGUUGCGUCCUGGUGAAAAUCAUGUGAUAUUGAAGUCAAUUGCAAGCUCCGGAACAGUGAAAACAAAGGGCUCAAAGCGGAGGCGAAGGUCAGGUCAUGCGGAAGACAGCGACUCUGAUAGUGGACCAGAAUCUGCUGAUGAAUUGAUGAGGCGUAAAAAGCGGGAAAAACGUAUGCGUCGAAUGAACCAGACUGAUCUCAGUAUUGAAGAACUCUUGGAUAGCCCAACAUUCAAAAAGUUUAGCACUUGUCUGGAAAAAAUCUUUGAUGCAGCAGAAGAUAUAAACUUUGGCAGCAUGGAUCCAAAUGAUGAGGAAGUUGAAUGUCCCCCAGAAUCUCUCAUCAGUAGGCACAUUCUAGCAGAGUUAACCAGUGAAACAGCAAAACUGAAGUCUAUGGGAGUCCUGAACCAAGUGCCAGCCAAUACGCUGGUAAAACUGCUCACCAUCCUGCAAUGGAACAUCAGGGAUGGAACAAAAUUAAUCCCCAAUCAGGACAAUGAUGAUGAGGACGAGGAGGGUCAGAAGUUGUGGCGAGAGAUUGCAAUGGAGCGGGUCGGACGCUCAAUAGAUGCUGCUCUCACGGCAAUCUACAUCAUCACUUCCCCAAAGAUGCCAAAGCAGGUGUUUAUUGAGGAUGUGAUAGACAGGAUCGUCAUGUUCAGCAAAUUUCAGCUAUCCAAUACCAUAUAUCCAGAGUUUGAUCCUGUGUACAGAACCAACCCUAAAGAUAAAGACGGUUACCAAGGCAGCCUAAAGAUGAAGCGGUCACGAGCCCACCAGGUUAAACACAAGUCUACCAUAUCCCUGUACAACAAAUUAACUGACCUGGUUGGCAACCUUGCAGAGCUGGUGGAAAUCCAGGAACUCACAGAUACCAUCAUCUUACAGAUGUCCAGUCUUGGUGUUGCUCCAUUCUUUGUGGAGAACAUCAGUGAACUGCAGCUAAAUGCAAUGAAGCUGGUCACAACAGUGUUUGCCCACUAUGACAAGCAUCGACAGCUAAUCCUGGAGGACAUCUUCUCCAGUCUUGCCCGCCUGCCCUCCAGUAAACGCAAUCUCAGAAGUUACAGGUUAAAUGCGGAUGACCACAUACAGAUGGUGACAGCGCUGGCCCUACAAUUGAUCCAAUGUGUUGUCAGCUUGCCCCAGCCCCAGACCGAAGACACCCAGGGGGAGGCGGAUGACCCGGAGGAUUCCCGGAUGUCAACCUCAAGUCGCAAAGAUGGAAAACAUAGCAGCAAGAACAAGCGACGUUCUGGUGACCCUACUGAUCCUGAUGUUGUGAUAGUUACCUCAUAUGAAAUGGCCAUGCGCACAGGCUACAACUUCCUCUCAGUAUUUCUUAAAAAGUGUACAAUAAAAGGAGAAGAGGAUUACAGACCAUUGUUUGAAAAUUUUGUGCAGGACUUGUUAUCAACAGUGAACAAGCCAGAGUGGCCAGCAUCAGAACUCUUAUUAAGUUUGUUAGGGAAAAUAUUAGUGAAACAAUUCAGCAAUAAAUCUAUAGAAAUGUCAUUACGGACAGCAGCAUUAGACUACUUAAGUAUAGUGUCAGCACGUUUGCGCAAAGACGCAGUAUCUAGUCAGUUAAACCCGGAUAUAAUAGCCGACAUAGUGUGUAAAGUUAAUGAGAAGGAGGAGGAGGGGGAGGAAGAUGGGGACGUGAGUAAACGUUCAACUCGGGGCGGACGGAGAACACCCGAGGAGUCAACAGACAUCCCAGAUGAGACAAGAAGUCUUCAACAGGCCAUGGUGGACUACCUUGCAUUCAAUGGGGUUGAUGAACCUGCUUAUUUGUUUGCAAGGCAGUUUUACAUUGCCCAAUGGUUUCGGGAUACAAACAAAGAAGCUGAGAAGAAACAGCAUCAUGGCGACGAAGACUUUGUAGCAGAAAAUGAGGAGAAAAUCACAGACAAUGACACCAACACCGAGGCCAUAACAAAAUUCCUCCUCUCACAAAUAGACACCAACCUAAAACCAUACUCAUCUUUCAAACCAGAACCGAGCAAGCUGGACUACGACAGUGCAUGCCUGGUGGCUCGAUACCUGUCAUCCAAGCGUCCAUUUGCUCAGAGUUUUGACAUUUACUUGGGCCAGAUCCUCAAGGUGCUAGCAGAGAACACUGUGGCUGUGCGUACCAAGGCCAUGAAAUGCCUCACCUCCAUUGUAGAGGCAGACCCUGGGGUCUUAGCAAGGCCUGACAUGGAGCGAGGGGUACAUGGUCGGUUUCUGGACCCCUCAACAGCUGUGAGAGAAGCUGCCAUUGAACUUGUGGGUAAAUUCAUCCUGGUUCGGCCCGAACUCAUACCACAGUACUAUCACAUGCUCUCAGAGAGAAUCCUGGACACAGGUAUCAGUGUCAGAAAACGUGUGAUCAAGAUUUUCCGAGAAAUCUUCGCUGUACAACCAGACUUCCCGAAAAUUCCUGAUAUGUGUGUCAAGAUGAUUCGUAGAGUCAAUGACGAGGAUGGAAUCAAGAAACUGGUGAACGAGGUUUUCCAAACGAUGUGGUUUACGCCCCUCAGUGCCCGGGACAAGGACUCGGCCAAGCUCAUACAGCGAGUAGUCAACAUCACAGAUGUUGUUGCAGCAAGCAAAGACACUGGCUUUGAGUUUAUUGAACAGCUGCUGGAUAAUUUGUUGAAGAAAGAUGAGCAUGGCAAUUAUAACAAGUCAGCGUUGACAUCAUGUAAACAGAUUGUCAACUGUCUGGUGGAAAAUGUGCUCAGAUUGGAAGAAACCAGUAUUGACGGGAAGUGCAGCCAGAGGCUUACAGGCUGCUUACUGACCCUGUACCUGUUUACAAAAAUUAAGCCUGAUCUCAUGUUGGAACAUGCACAGACCCUCCAGCCAUAUCUCAACAUUAAAUGCAGCAAUCAAGGUGAUUUCUAUGUGCUCUCCUAUGUGGCCAAGAUAUUGGAACUGGUUAUUCCUCUAUUGGACCACCCCAGUGAAAACUUCCUCGCCCAAGUCGAGGAGGAUAUGAUCAAACUUAUACUUAAUCAUGGCAUGAUGGUGCUAGAAAGCUGUGUUAGCUGUUUAGGUGCUGUUGUAAAUAGUGUUAGUCAUAAUUACCCUUUGGUGAAAGAUUGCUUCCAGAAAUUCUUUGGUUACCUGUUGAAGUAUGAGCAGUUUCACCAGGAGAACCCCACCGUCCCGAUUCAAGCAAACAGAAAACCCACUCUUCUCAGGUCCCUCUUCACUGUUGGUCUCAUGUGCAAACACUUCAACUUUGAUUCAAGCGAACUCAGAGGGGAAGAUGAAAUAUCAUUAAAGGAAAAGAUCUUUGAUGUGUUAGUAUACUUCACCACCCACAUAGAUGAGAGUGUGCAAGCCAUGGCUCUCACUGGGCUAGGUUUCUUGGCUGUACGGCACUAUGAAUACAUGCUUGGUAGGACUCUCAAAACUAUGUACACAGAACAGCUCACAGAUGCCAAUGCGUGUCUCAAACUUAAGUGCCAAGUGUUAAAGAAUUUGUAUCUCUACUUGCUUGAAGAGGAAGUAAGGAUGGCCAAAUCAGAUGCAGAAUGGAAGAAGCAUGCAAAGGAGGAGGAUUUAAAAGAAAUGGGGGAUGUGCAAUCAGGGAUGGCCAGUACAAUCAUGCAGGUUUACCUGAAGGAUGUGCUGGAGGCAUUUUUCAUUAGCAAGUCGCAGGUUCGACUUGAGGCCCUUAACGUCAUACAGCUUGUCCUCCGGCAGGGCCUCAUCCAUCCAGUACAGUGUGUUCCAUAUCUUAUCAGCAUGGCAACUGACUCAGAAGCUACAAUACGAGUCAAGGCAGAACAACAGUUGCAAGAAAUUGAGAAAAAAUAUCCCGGCUUUAUCCAUAUGAAGGCGCUUCAGGGGAUAAAGAUGUGUUUCCGCCUCCAGGAGCUACUUCAGGGAGAAAGUGGGGAUAGUAUUGUAAGAGGCCUCCAUAAUCCCCUUUCAAACAGCUCCAGCCUUAACGCAUUCCUUUACAACGUGCUGAGAACUAACCGCUCACAUCGCAGAGCUAUACUUACGACAUUACUCAACCUUCUGGAUGAUUCUGCAAGAAUCAGUCUUCAAGAGCAGUUAUACAUAGCAGACAACCUGGCUUUCUUCUUGUACCAGACCCAGGAUGAACCUCUCUUUAUCAUCCACCAUAUCGACAUCCUCGUCUCAGUCUCCGGAUCCAACCUCCUACAGUCAUUCAGAGAGAGGCUGUUAUAUGCAGAUGGAAAAGGUCCUAAAACGUUAUUGUCCCAUCCACAUGGUACAGAAAACGGACUACCGAAUGAUGGCCGACAUCAUCAUCAUUUCUACGACGAUGAUGAUGAUGACAUGAAAACAAUGCUAGGCCGCCUACCAGAGGACAUAUCCCCAUUGAAGGAUAUUCUGUGGAUUGCCCAGGGCUGUGUUCUCCUUUUAUACUUGAAGCAGCACCUCAAGGACAUGUACGGAUUCACUGACAGUAAAAUCCAGAACUACUCUCCAACGGAAGCUGUGAAGGUGUAUGAUAAGCCCCUGCAGAGGAAGGCCCUGGUCAAGUUUAACCCUGAGUCAGUGUUGAAUGUGAUACGUGACAAAAUCACCAACACUGACAGGUCGUAUAAAGAGGAAUGUGAUAAACUGGUAGAAGAUUACCUCAAUUUUAAGGAUCUCAUGUUGAGUGUGGACCCACCUGACGAUGAUGACAGCGAUGAAAACACCGGUCGCCAGUCCCCACAAACCUUAUACACCAUAAAACAGAAACUUGAGGAAAGCAAACGAAAGAUGGAGGUCGGAGGGGGAGAUAACUCGCUCGUAAAUUCCAACCAUGUGGACGGAGAGGCAAGCAAUGAUGUGGUUAUGGUUGACCGAGAUGGUGACGCGGAAUCGGUCAACCUCAAUAAAGAAUCUCCCGAGGAAACUCCCAAACCAAGAAUUCCAACUAUGAUCAUAUCAACAGCUAAACUACAGACACCUGUAGCGAAAGAAAAGGAUCGCAAAAAGGGCUCUCUUGUACGGACUAUACGCUUACCUGGGGCUUCUCAGCUCCAGGAGUCAGCCCAUAAUAACAGCCCAGCCAUUCACAGCCAUACAUCUCACAAUUCUUCACACCAUUCUUCACACCAUUCAUCAUCCAGAUCACAUCACAGAUCAUCAACAUCAUCAUCACAUUCUUCACACAAGAAGAAGAAAAAGAAACGGAAAAAAUAUGGUUCAGACUCUGAUGAUGAUGAUGAUAGUGACUAUGACCCAUGUGGUUGAAAUUUGGAAAGUGUUCAUUCUAGGAAUUUUUAAAUCAAAAGUGUGAUAAGAGUUCAGUUUUAACUGCCAGAUUUUACCACUUGAUUGAUUGGUGCACUAUUGUUCUUUGUUGAAAAGUGGAAAAUAAAGUGCAUAUGAGAUGGCAAGGAAUGGCCGAGGUUUGUGUGAUACGGCAUAAUACUUGAGUCCAAGCAGCAAUUAAGAAAUAUCAGGGUCGGAACAGGAUGGAAGAAUAAAAUAAACUAAUUGUUUCAUAUCGUAUACUUUGAAAUAAUUAAAUCUGAAUGUUGUUAAUUGAAACGUAAAAGUAUGUUGCUUAGAGAAGCAGAAGACAAUAGAAAACCACAUGUUGAGUUCAAGUAGAACUUAUGGAGUGAAGGGUAGCAUGUUUAAAACCAAUAUGACAUAUAUGAAAUAUAUGUACAGAUAUAUGUUUCUUCCAAAGACUAUCAGAUCAGGUCAUAAUCAUUUCUCAGUGUAAAAACCAUCCUAAACAUGCAUUUUAUAGUUAUACAUCAUUCUGUAAUCAUUCAAGUUAUACUUUAUAAACGUGAAACUGUGAUAUUUAGCAAAAAUAUUCUUUUACUAUCACAUACCUUGCAAAGUCAGUCUGCAAAAUACAUGUGAAUCAUUUAUUGGUCCAUGUCAAACAGUUUUGCAUUUUGCUGCCAUUUUAGUAAUGUGAUACUAUUUCUAAUAGCCAUAUGAUCAAAUCAAAUCUGACGACAGAAUACAUGGUAUAGCUUAAUGACAGUUGAAACAACAUGUAAGCAUAAUUAGGAUAAGAAUCUUGGAAACCCUUUUGACUGUGGUCACAUAUGACAGGAUGAAAAGAAUAUAUUGACAGUUAACUUCCCAUUUAGUUGCAUUCAGAUUUUAAGUAUUUUUAGAUGCAAACAAGAGUUUCCAUUAUAUUAACUUAAGUUGUUUUACAUAUUAAUAAAUUUUACUUAUGUAUAUGCAAACUGCUGUUGUAAAUUAAUGGUAAAAUUAAUUUUAAGUGUAAAUGUUAACUACGUUGUCAUACAGUGAGCGUCAUUUUAGUGUUAGUCAACCUAUUUUAUUUACUGUUUGUAAAUUAAAUGUUCAUUGUUUAAUAACUAUCUGUUAAUUCAUGUUCAUCAACAAAAUUCACCAUUGUUUAUUUCGGUAUUUAUUUAUGCUGUUUUUCUAUGAUUCAAAGUUACUUUCACUCCAAGAUUCAUUGUUCAAAUUCCCAUAAGUUCUGCAAAAUGCAGCUAAAUUUAUAAAAUGAGCAAAAAAUAAAAAGAUAAAAACUG
Molecule: messenger RNA, 7468 nt
Organism: Mya arenaria
Lineage: Eukaryota; Metazoa; Mollusca; Bivalvia; Myida; Myidae
Product: nipped-B-like protein A
Exons: 48
Coding region: 207-6188 (1993 amino acids)
Biological process (GO): replication-born double-strand break repair via sister chromatid exchange; regulation of gene expression; establishment of mitotic sister chromatid cohesion
Cellular component (GO): Scc2-Scc4 cohesin loading complex
Molecular function (GO): chromatin binding
Source: RefSeq, a predicted model, not a curated record